This is a messenger RNA of Macaca mulatta (Rhesus monkey), 5937 nucleotides long. NCBI's taxonomy places the organism in Eukaryota, Metazoa, Chordata, Mammalia, Primates, Cercopithecidae. The record is from RefSeq and is a predicted model, not a curated record.
CGCGCGCUGGCCGCCCGCGCGCCUGCCGCCCGUUGCCCUGGCAACCGUCGUGCCGCGUCUUCCUGAGGGAGCUCCUGUCAGCCCACUGAUCCCACCACCCGCUCCCUACUGCCCCGCGGUCUUCGCGUGGGCUCGGAGGCUGAGGGACAACAAAAAUGGCGGAGGGGAGCCAGACGGCGCCUGAGGCAGGCAAUGAUAUGGGAAAUGAUGAUGCCAUCGGAGGGAAUGUGAGCAAAUAUAUAGUGCUUCCAACUGGAUAUUGUGGACAGCCCAAGAAAGGACAUCUUCUCUUUGAUGCUUGCUUUGAAAGUGGUAACCUGGGCCGGGUGGACCAGGUCUCUGAGUUUGAGUAUGAUCUGUUCAUUAGGCCGGACACCUGUAAUCCACGAUUCCGAGUCUGGUUCAACUUUACUGUUGAAAAUGUGAAAGAAUCACAGGUGAGGGAAAUAGUGGAUACCUUCAGAGUGGUUUUGAGGGUCAUUUUCAACAUUGUUAACUUCAGUAAAACCAAGAGUCUCUAUAGAGAUGGGAUGGCCCCUAUGGUGAAAUCUACCAGCAGACCAAAAUGGCAAAGGCUGCCACCCAAAAAUGUUUACUACUACCGCUGCCCAGACCAUAGGAAGAACUAUGUGAUGUCCUUUGCCUUUUGUUUUGACCGAGAAGAAGAUAUUUACCAGUUUGCUUACUGCUACCCAUACACAUACACUCGCUUCCAACAUUACCUUGACAGCCUGCAAAAGAGAAACAUGGAUUACUUCUUUCGGGAGCAGCUGGGCCAGAGUGUGCAACAACGACAGCUUGACCUCCUGACGAUAACCAGCCCUGAAGACAAAUCUGACCUUGAAAACAGUGUGAUGCAGAAGAAAAUAAAAAUCCCCAAGCUUUCUCUUAAUCAUGUAGAAGAAGAUGGAGAGGUUAAAGAUUAUGGGGAAGAAGAUUUACAGCUUAGACACAUCAAGAGACCUGAGGGGCGGAAGCCGAGCGAAGUGGCGCACAAGAGCAUCGAGGCCGUGGUGGCUCGGCUAGAGAAGCAGAACGGCCUGAGCCUGGGCCAUAGCACGUGUCCGGAAGAGGUCUUCGUGGAGGCCUCGCCAGGCACAGAGGACAUGGACAGUCUAGAAGAUGCUGUGGUGCCCCGGGCUCUGUAUGAGGAGCUGCUGCGCAAUUACCAGCAGCAGCAGGAAGAGAUGCGCCACCUCCAGCAGGAGCUGGAGCGGACUCGCAGGCAGCUGGUACAACAGGCCAAGAAGCUCAAGGAAUACGGGGCACUUGUGUCUGAAAUGAAGGAGCUCCGUGACCUCAACCGGAGGCUCCAGGACGUGCUGCUCCUGCGGCUUGGCAGCGGUCCCGCCAUUGAUCUGGAAAAAGUAAAGUCAGAAUGUCUCGAGCCCGAGCCGGAGUUACGGAGCACUUUCAGUGAGGAAGCAAAUACGUCGUCCUAUUACCCCGCUCCUGCGCCUGUCAUGGACAAGUAUAUCCUAGACAAUGGCAAGGUCCAUCUGGGAAGCGGGAUUUGGGUUGAUGAGGAGAAAUGGCACCAGCUACAAGUAACCCAAGGAGAUUCCAAGUACACGAAGAACUUGGCAGUUAUGAUUUGGGGAACAGAUGUUCUGAAAAACAGAAGCGUCACAGGAGUCGCCACAAAAAAAAAGAAAGAUGCAGUCCCUAAACCACCCCUCUCGCCUCACAAACUAAGCAUCGUCAGAGAUGUCCACAUGGCAUUGGCAAAACUGCACUGCUCACUUCUCUUUCUUUCUUCCUCUCCUUCUCUGUGAAGCCUUCGCCUCUUCUGUGUUCCCUGUCUUGGUGAGUAGUACCACCAGCCAGGCACCCAGGCCUCAUCCUUGACUCCUCCACAUGCCUCACUACCCAUCUGUUUGGCCCCAAAUCUCUCUUAAACCACUGCCGAUCCACUCCCCCAUUUUCUAAGCCAUUUUAAAGUGUCUCUCCUUUUUCCAAAUAUGGAGAGAACCAUCUGUAUCUCUCCAUAGUUACUGCCCUUCUCAUAGCCCACACUCAUUUCUCCCCUCCAUUACUCUGGCAGCUUCCAGACUCCUCUCUCCAUUAUGUAACCAGAGCAAUCUUCAGAAACCAGAUAUCCCUUGACCACCACCCAGUCACAGCCUGUUCAGAAUGUUCAUUAUUAAAGAGUAAGCUUCUUAACAUGCCAGAAAAGCACCUUUGUAAUCUGGUUCCUGGCUGUAUCUCCAGUAUUAUUUUUCAGCAGUAUUCCCCCUGCACUCUAAGUUAUUACCAUGGUGAACUGCCGUAUUCCCUGAGCAAGCCUUGUUCCCCGUCACCUUGGGGAAUUUGCAGAUAGUUUUCCGGAUGCCUGCAACACAGGUUACACUACCUACCUUCCAUCUGUGCUGCCUUGCCUGGCUAACUGCUGCUUACCAUCCAGAUCUGCUUAGGUGAGCCUUCCUUCAGGAAAUCAUCUCUGACCUUUUAGGGUGGGUCGAUGCUUCUGUCAUUCAUCUCAGAGCACCCAGUGCCUACCUCAGUUCUCUUACUGUAUCUUUGCCUCCUAGGGACCUUGUCUAACCCUUAUUGCCUAUAAAUGCUUGCUAUGUACAUGAAUGAGAAGGAAAUUGACUUGCCCAAGGCCAUACGUCUGAUUAGAGACAGCCAAGCUGAACUGGGUUUUCAGGCUACCUACUGUCGCCAGAGUUUUCUUGUAUUAUUGAAAUAUAAUGUUGAUUUUUUUUUUCUUUUUUUACUAGACAGGCAGGUUUGACGUCUGUCUCCUAUCCCACGAUAUAACCACUGUUUUUAGCCUAAUUAUUUGAGCUAUUCCAGAUUGCAUUUGGCUGGUUCUUCCUGUGCAAGCUGUCUGCUGGAUUGAGAUUGUUUGUAUUUAUUUUGUCUGAUUUUAUCACAUGUAGUCACAUUUGCCAUAUAAAAAAAUAGAAAAGCCUUUAUGCUCACAGAGUUGGUGAGGAUUUCUUCUUUUCCUUGAUUUUAAAAUAAUUCCUUACCUGCUAGCAGAGGGAUGGGGCAAACAUUGAUGCUGCUUUGGAAAGAUAAAAGCAGGAGAACUGAAGCAGAGUCUUGCUCUAAUGACAAGCUCCAGAAUGACAGUUAAACCUAUUAAGGUCAAAUGACCUUUUGUGGAGUGUCUGAGUUUUCUAAAUGAGCCUCAGCAUUGCGUUCUGGUUAAUUUUUAUAACUUUUUUAAUAGGACACAUUAGCACUGUUAUAAACCUUGUUAAUUAAGCAAUAAUCUCAAAUGCUCCCUCGCAGAGGGAGACAUUCCCAGCAACUGCAGGUGAUUAAUAUCUAGAGUCUAACGAAAGCCUUUUAAUCAACCUGAGAAGCUGUUCGUUCAGUGCUGUUACCCACAGGAAAUGAGAAUGAUUGAAAUUCUAUGGGGGCUCCUCCGAAAGCCUUCUUCCAUUUGCACCUUUCUCCUUCUACCUCUUCCCUGAUUAGUGCUAGGGGCUUCAAGGGCCACCACGCCCACUGUCCUGCCUUCUCCUUCUGUCUCUUUUGCCACUUUACCUGCCAUUAUUACCUUGCAGACAAUUAGAGAUUUCAAGCUGGGGGAAUCUUCUUAGAUUCCCUGGUUUGACACGCUACUUUUGUAGAUAGUGAAACAGACCCAGAGAAGUCCCCCCUAGAGGUUGCACAGCAUCUAGGGUUAGAAUCAGAUAUGAAUAUCUCAACUUCUAAGCAGUUCUCAUCACAGUUUGUCUCCCUCAUUUGGUUCAGGUUCCAACAAAGUCGCUCUGGGUGUUUGUUUUCUCCUGGCCUAGGGGUACAGAGGGUUCUGCCUGAGUGUCCCACUCUGUUGGGGGAGACAAUGUGGUUACAGUUUUAUUAGAUUGUGAUUCAUGCUUUGACAGAGAGAAAAACCCAGACAGGUGUGGGAGCACAGAGUUCUAGGUAGAAUGGGGUCUCCUAAUUCAGUCUGAUACCAGGUUUCAAGAAGGCUGAAUCUGGAAGAAUGAGUAGAGCUUAGGCAGGUGAAGGGUAAGAACUUAGGCAGAGAUGAGCAGAGUCACUGACAGGUGGAAUAGGUUGAAAAGGAUGAUGAAUAUAGCAGAGGUGGGACUGGAGAGACAGGGCCUCCUACCUUCUUGUCUCUCAGUCCUUACGGAAAGGACUGAGAUGAAAGACAAGAUGAAGUGAGGAUUAGUCAGGGUUGGGAGUAGUCAGGAAGUGACGGGUAGAGGUCAAUUAAAAGCUUUUAAAGGCUUCUCUGUGCAAAACCCUUCUCGGUGGAAAGAAAAAGGUGCCUCAGAAAAAGAACGCUUAUGGGAGGUGCACCUGCAGCAUGGAUGGCAACAGGAGGCAGACUGGCUGGCUCUGUGCCCAGGGAAGGGCUCAGCGUAUGGGGAGGUAGCAGUGGAUUCUGCCCUAUACCUACUCCCUUUCUCCAGGGCUCGGGCUUCUCAUAUGUUAGUGGAGAGGUUAGCACAAGUUAGUCAUCACGAUCCCUUCUAGUGUUGACAUUCUGCAUCUCUGAGACAAUUACCUGUUCUGAGCUGGUUUGCUAAUGACAAAAUUUUGCUUGUUCUCCAUAGCAAUUCCUCAAGGUUGGAUUGCCAUUCUGUUUAGUUGAGAAAACUCAGGCUCAAAGAGUCCCCAGGGGGUUUGCCCAUUAUUACACACUCCCAUGGUACAUUCACUACCCACACCCUAGUCCUCUUCUGUCCACAAUAUUUGUAUUCCCUUAGGUUUCCCUGGAAAAGCAUUUCUUCAGUCAUUUCACAUAUAUUUAUUUAAGCUUGCCCCUGUGCCAAACACUGUGUUAGGCCCUAGGAAUUAAUAGUUGUAAAUACAUAAAAUACUCAGAACAACCCCAUACAGGUAUAGUAUUCUUUACAACUUGAAAAAGGCAACAUGUUUAUCCCACAUGCCUCAUGGCAGCAUUAAAAAAAAAAUGCUCUGUAGUUUGUUAUCCUUACUUAUGAGGUGAGGAAUCUAGGGCAAUGAUUUGCACCAGGUCCCCAGGCUAGGCAGUCAGUUGAAAUCAGGCUCCAGCCAGACCUUGUCUGGAGCUGGCUUUUUACUUUAUCACAGCAAACGGUGGACUCAGUAAGAGAGUGGCCGUACUGAGCCUCAUUAGUAAUCACAGCAGUGAGACACUACUUCACACCCACCAGGUUGUCAGAACCUUAAUAAUGUGACAAUGUCAAGUACUAUUAAAAUGGGGCAACCAGUACUACUUGCAUACACUGUUGCUAGGAGUGCCAGUCAGCACAAUCACUUUGGAAAACAAUUUACCAGGCAUCACCUAAUAAAGUUGCAUAUGCACACAUCUUAACAUUCAGCAAGUCCAUGCCUAGGCUGAUACUGGAGAAUUUCUUGCAUGUAUUCCCCAGAGGCAUGUGCCAGGGUGGUUUUAAUUGCAAAACCAAGUAUCCAUGGAUGAUACAAUGGAUAAACAAAUUGUGACAGAGCCAUACAAUAGAACACUACUCAUCAGUGAAAAUGACCUACAACUACAUUUUUCAUGAGUAAACCUCAAAACUGUAACAUUUGAGUAAAAAAAAAGCAAGUCAGGAUGAUACAUAGAGUGCGCACAUUUAUAAAAAGAUUGAAAAUGGAAAAAUGAACCAUAUAUUAUUUAAGGAUAUAUACAUGUGUUAACACUAAAAGAAAAAAAAAAAGCAAAAGUUCAGGAGAAUGGUUAUCUCUGGUGGAGAGUAAAGAAUUAGGGAGGGGCCUCCAGGUGCUUGGGAGGAACCGAUAGUAUCCUGCCCCACCGAGAGGUGGGCACGUGGCGCUUCAUCAUUACUUUUAAAGUGUGCAUUUACAGUGUAUAGCUCCUCUUUUCUAAGUACAUUCUAUGAUGCAAAUUUUAAAAUAUAGCUAUGCCAGAUACAUGAACUGGUAUUUGGGAUGUAUGUUGAGAGGCACAUUUUCUUUUACCCUCCUUAAAAGGUUUUUACUCAAAUUCACCAUUAAUCCUUGGCCUUGUUUCUUCUCCCU